UCUCUCCGCCUCCCACUUUUUCAAUUUUUUUUCUUUUCUCUUAUCGCUUUUCGCCGUUGGGCUUCAUGAGUCACGACGACACCUUCCUCUCCCUAUAAUCGCCUUUUCUCUGCCUCGCAGCGUUCGUUCCUUAUUCUGCAAGGCCCUCCGUCUCUAAAAUCGCCCCUUCGCCAUGGCUAACACAAACGCGACCGAGGCAAUCCCUCACAAUGCCUUCGACACCAUCCUGACCCUCGACUUCGGUUCCCAAUAUACCCACCUCAUCACUCGCCGUCUACGAGAAAUCAAUGUCUACUCCGAGAUGUUGCCCUGCACCCAGAAGCUCGCCGAUCUGGGCUGGAAGCCCAAGGGUAUCAUCCUCUCCGGUGGCCCGUACUCCGUCUACGAGGACGGUGCUCCCCACGUUGACCCCGCCUUCUUCGAACUCGGUGUCCCCAUUCUCGGUAUCUGCUACGGUCUGCAGGAGAUCGCCCACCGUGUCCACGCCGACAACGUCGUCGCCGGUACCGCCAGAGAAUACGGUCACGCUGAGCUGAAGGCCACCAGCUUCGGAGGACAUGUCGACAGACUGUUCAAGGGUCUGGAGGAUACCAUGACUGUUUGGAUGUCGCACGGUGACAAGCUCCGCAACCUGCCCGAGGGCUUCCACACCGUUGGCGUGACCCAGAACUCGGAGUACGCUGCCAUCGCCCACAAGACUGACCCCGUUUACGGCAUUCAGUUCCACCCCGAGGUCACCCACACUCCCCAGGGUGGUCAGCUCCUCAAGAACUUCGCCGUCGACAUUUGCGGUGCCUCCCAGAACUGGACCAUGGCCAAGUUCAUCGACCAAGAGAUCACCCGUAUCCGCAACUUGGUUGGCCCCGACGGCCAGGUCCUCGGUGCUGUCAGCGGUGGUGUCGACUCGACCGUUGCCGCCAAGCUGAUGACCGAAGCCAUUGGUGACCGAUUCCACGCCGUGCUGGUCGACAACGGCUGCAUGCGAUUGAACGAGUGCGCCAUGGUCAAGGAGAUCCUCCAGGAGCAGCUGGGUAUCAACUUGACUGUCGUUGAUGCUGGCGAGCAGUUCCUGGCCGGUCUCAAGGGCGAGGAGGACCCCGAGAAGAAGCGCAAGUUCAUCGGUGGUAAAUUCAUCGAUGUCUUUGAGGAUGAAGCUAGAAAGAUUGAAUCGCAGAACGCCGGUCGCGUUGAAUGGUUCUUGCAGGGAACUCUCUACCCUGACGUCAUCGAAAGUAUCUCGUUCAAGGGACCCUCGCAAACCAUCAAGACUCACCACAACGUCGGAGGUAUCGCUGAGCGUCUGAUGGCUGGCCACGGCCUCAAGCUGAUUGAGCCUUUGCGUGAGCUCUUCAAGGAUGAGGUCCGCGAGCUCGGCAAACAGCUCGGAAUUUCUCCCGAGCUGGUUGGCCGUCACCCCUUCCCAGGCCCCGGUAUUGCCAUCCGUGUUCUUGGUGAGGUCACCAAGGAGAAGGUCGAGGCUGCCCGCAAGGCCGACCACAUCUUCAUUUCCAUGAUCAAAGAAGCUGGACUUUAUGAUCAGAUUGGACAGGCCUACGCUGCCUUGGACCCCUCGCGGGCCGUCGGUGUCAUGGGCGACAAGCGCGUGUACGCCAACAUCAUCCUCCUCCGUGCCAUCCAAACAAAGGACUUUAUGACUGCCAUUCCUUUCCCCUUCGACCACGAGUUCUUGACCAAGGUGUCUACCCGCAUCAUCAACGAGGUCGACGGAGUGUGCAGAGUUGCCUACGACUACACCAGCAAGCCCCCUGGUACCAUUGAGAUGGAGUAAACGGUUUAAAUAGAAUAUAGGUUGGAACGAAAAUUGUCUUUAUGAGCUAUGUGCAUAUACAACGAUGAGUUAAUCAAUUGAUUUAUGUUACUUAACAAGGGUUAUUAUACUGCAUACACGGGGAUAACAUCAAACACUUCAUCCGAGCUGGACAUGAUGUACUACUGCACCUCAGCAAUAGUUCCGCUGCUCUCGAAUAAUACGACACCAUCAUAAUCAACACUUUUAAUCACGUCUGGCA
This is a messenger RNA of Aspergillus wentii DTO 134E9, 2030 nucleotides long. RefSeq names its product GMP synthase (glutamine-hydrolyzing) (gene gua1). Lineage: Eukaryota; Fungi; Ascomycota; Eurotiomycetes; Eurotiales; Aspergillaceae. The transcript is spliced from 5 exons. Gene Ontology annotation, molecular function: GMP synthase (glutamine-hydrolyzing) activity; GMP synthase activity; ATP binding. The record is from RefSeq and is a predicted model, not a curated record. Gene Ontology annotation, biological process: GMP biosynthetic process. Bases 173 to 1789 code for a protein of 538 amino acids. Gene Ontology annotation, cellular component: cytosol.